AUGGAGAAAAAGAACGGUGUUUCCUCAUCCGUGGUGUUGGAGGAUAAAAUUCUUCGCUCCCCUCGAUGUGCUAUAGAGAUUCCCGAAAUUUCUCUACCAGAAUUAAUUUAUUCAUCACUGAAGGAACACGAGGACAGACCUGUACUAGACAUUCUAGUGUUUGGAAAGACUGAUGGUUGUAUAUCUUUCGCUGAACUCUUGGAAGAUGAUGGUUGUGCUUACACUGGUCCUCCGAAGAUCAACCCACGAGAAACGCCUUUAGUGAUAGCUUUCUCCAGUGGAACAACAGGCACACCUAAGGCUAUCGUUCACACACAUUAUAGUGUGCUUGCUAUAUAUUACCAAGGAAACCAACCAACUGUUCUCCAGUAUUUGCCGGACGACGUUCUUUUAGGGAUUUAUCCUUUUAGUCACAUUGGUGGUUUUUUGUUUGUUCUAAACAUCUUAAUAAACGGAGUCAGACUUGUCAUUGUUCCAUCUUACGACUUGAAUCUCCAUUUGGAAGAAAUUCAAAAACACAAAGUGACCAUAAUUGGAGGAUCAGUAGUAACACUGUACACGCUUCUACACAACCCCAAAGUACGCGAAUAUGACAUCACAAGUAUAAGAGAGAUAAUCACAGGCGGAUCUCCACUAAAUCGUGAAGCCAACGAACAAGUUGCCAUGACAGCAUUUCCAUUCUUACGUGGUGUCCGUCAAUUUUACGGACUCAGUGAAGCCCUAUUUGUAUCCUGUGUAGAAAAAGGGAAGAUCAUUCCAAAUUCGGUAGGAACAUUGGUGGCUUCAACCGAACUUAAGGUGGUCGAUGUUAACACUGGUGUUACUCUCGGGCCAGGUCACGAUGGAGAACUUUUUAUUCGUGGACCUCAGUUAAUGAAAGGCUAUUUGAAAAAUUCUGUAAUUACGCCAGAAGCAUUUACUCCGGACGGCUGGUAUGCAACAGGAGACUAUGGCCAUUACGAUACAGAAGGAAACCUUUACAUCACAGACCGUCUAAAAGAGAUGAUAAAGACUGGUUUUCACCAGGUUUCUCCAUCGGAAAUAGAGUCAACAUUGUGCAAGCAUCCUGAUGUAGAGGACGCUGCUGUCGUCGGAGUACCAGACUCUGAAUUAGGAGAAAUUCCACGUGGUUUUGUGGUAUUAAAGCCAGGGAAUCAUGUGUCUCAAGAAACUUUAAAGCAGUUCGUUUCAGGUUAUCUACCACCGUACAAACGACUAACAGGAGGCGUGGAGAUUGUGGAUAAAAUUCCUCGAUCUGAAUUUGGCAAGAUCCAGCGUAAAAUUAUGAAAGAACGUUUUAUUCAACAAAGAAAAACAUAAGGAAGACAUAUUUUACUCUUCUCUUGGCGGUGUUUUUUCUUCUAAACCUCGUAUACUUUACAUUUUCCAACAUUAAUUUUGAUAC
This is a messenger RNA of Limulus polyphemus (Atlantic horseshoe crab), 1405 nucleotides long. Its product is annotated as 4-coumarate--CoA ligase 1-like. Bases 1 to 1320 code for a protein of 439 amino acids. Gene Ontology annotation, molecular function: CoA-ligase activity. The transcript is spliced from 8 exons. Lineage: Eukaryota; Metazoa; Arthropoda; Merostomata; Xiphosura; Limulidae. The record is from RefSeq and is a predicted model, not a curated record.